AACAAGUAGGCACAAAUUAAACUUUCUUCUAUUUUAAUAAGAUAUCGAUUCAUCUACACAUGCUCUACAUCUAUGUACAAUAAAAACUUUAAAUCAAAUCUUGUAAGUCUGCAUAAAUUUAUACCCAGUUUAAGUAAUUGGAAUAGGUAAAGAUUUAUCAGGAUGACCACUAAUUUAUACAAAAACUAACUGCGAAAAAAAAAAAAAAUGAAAAUACCCAUAGUCAGAUGACCGUUUCAACUUCGAAAUGUACACAGCUCAUCACAUGUGAAAGGCCCAAAUCGACUAUGAUUUUCUCACAUGUUAUUGCAUGGUUUGGCAUGUCGUCAAGUAGUGAAUCAACACCCUGUGUUUCACAGCAACCAAGCAAGAUUAAAAAAUCGAGGGAACGUUUUUUUUACAGGCAGAUGAACUUGAUUAAUUU
Messenger RNA from Spathaspora passalidarum NRRL Y-27907, 424 nucleotides. RefSeq lists its product as uncharacterized. The annotation marks the transcript as partial. The transcript has a single exon. The record is from RefSeq and is a predicted model, not a curated record. Lineage: Eukaryota; Fungi; Ascomycota; Pichiomycetes; Serinales; Debaryomycetaceae.